UCGAUCUUUCUGUCUCUGUGGUCUGGUCUGUCUCCAGGUUGGGAGCUUCACGAAACUUGAAGAUGGGGGAAGAAGCAGGGGUUUCUGUAUGCGUGUCAGACAGUAACGGUGUUGAUCAUAAUCAGAACGACGAUCAAAGCCGUCAACUGGACAUAUACCCUCUCAGUUGCUACUACUUUGGAUCCAAGGAAGCCAUUCCGCUCAAGGAUGAGACUUUAGCUGAUCGUGUUCAGAGAUUGAACUCCAACUAUGCUACUUAUGGAUUGAGGACUUGUGUAGAAGCAGUUAUUUUGGUCGAGUUGUUCAAACAUCCUCAUAUACUGCUCUUGCAAGUAAGGAAUUGUUGUUUUAAGCUUCCUGGAGGUCGCUUAAGACCUGGGGAAUCAGAGGUUGAUGGUUUGAAGCGAAAACUGUCAAGGAAGCUUUGUGUCAAUACUAAUGCUGAUGGGAUUGCUUGGGAGGUGGGUGAAUGCCUUGGUGUAAUGUGGAGUCCAGACUUUGAAACAUCGCCAUGUAUGGACUUGCCGUCUUCAGUGAGAAACCCAAAGGAGUGCACAAAACUCUAUCUUGUAAAGUUGCCGGAAAGUCGGAAGUUCAUUGUUCCGAAAAACCUAAAAUUGCUGGCUAUUCCAUUGUGCCAGAUCAACAAAAAUCGCGAGACGUAUGGACCUAUUAUAUCUGGUGUUCCUGAGAUGCUAGCGAAGUUCACCUUAAACAUUAAAGAAGCAUGAGGGAUCAUAUUGAUUACAAUUACAGAGUUUGCAGUUUGGUUUGUAGCAAUAACAGUGAAUCUAAAUCUCUGGGAAUAUUGAUGUGGCUUGCAGAAUGUAUACAUUUUAGAACAGUGAUGUAAACAACAAUGUGAUUGUAAGUUUUUGAAGACAGCAAUAUGAAUUAUACUUGUUCUGUUUUGGGGUGA
Molecule: messenger RNA, 919 nt
Organism: Argentina anserina (silverweed cinquefoil)
Lineage: Eukaryota; Viridiplantae; Streptophyta; Magnoliopsida; Rosales; Rosaceae
Product: pre-mRNA cleavage factor Im 25 kDa subunit 1
Exons: 7
Coding region: 63-731 (222 amino acids)
Cellular component (GO): mRNA cleavage factor complex
Molecular function (GO): mRNA 3'-UTR AU-rich region binding
Source: RefSeq, a predicted model, not a curated record